This is a messenger RNA of Culex pipiens pallens (northern house mosquito), 2943 nucleotides long. It is a transcript of the gene mrj, whose product is annotated as dnaJ homolog subfamily B member 6-B. Lineage: Eukaryota; Metazoa; Arthropoda; Insecta; Diptera; Culicidae. The record is from RefSeq and is a predicted model, not a curated record. Gene Ontology annotation, molecular function: Hsp70 protein binding. The annotation marks the transcript as partial. The transcript is spliced from 4 exons.
UUUGCGGUUCUUUCCCUUGUUGGGAUCAUCCAACCCGACUACAAUCUGCCCACGCCAGCCUACAAACGGCGCAUUUUCGACAGCCGCAGCACGCGGAAGAGCGCGUCCGCGACGUACGGUGGCGGUGGCAUGCGGGACAGCAGCAAUUACAGCACCAACCGGGACUACAGCAAGUACCGGUCCUCGACGGGCGCGGACUAUGACUUUGACAGUACGUUCUUCGGGCGGAACAGUUACGGUGGGGGCGCACGGUCCUACCACAACCACAAUCACCACUAUCCGUCGUCCGGGGCCGGGGGUCGUGAAAACAGCCGUACGUUUUCGUUCCGAGGAUUUUUCGAGACGACGCCGUUUUUCCGCUUCUUUGAGAAAAAACGUCGCAUCUACGACCAGUACGGCAAGGAGGGUCUGAUGAGCAACGGCUCCGAGCGGUACCACCAGAGCAGCCGACACCGGCGGCACAACGGCGGAGGCAUCCACGACGAGUUCGACAUCUUUGGCGGCUUCCCGUUCACGUUCCGCGACCCGGAGGAGGUGUUUAGGGAGUUCUUUGGCGGUUCCCCGUUCGAGGAGAUCUUCAGAGUGACGUCCCACAACGGACACCGGCGGCACGCGAACGGUCACCACCACCACAACGGCCAGCGGCACUCGCACCCGCAGAACGUGAUCAGCUCGCCGUUCAUGUCGCCCUUCAUGAGCUUCAACCUGAUGGACGAGUUCUUCAACGCGGACCCGAUGGCGCACCGGGGAGGGGGUGGCGGUGGCGGCGGCAUCGGCGGCGGUGGCUUCACCUCGAUAUCGGAGUUUAGCGUCGGGAGUGGCCCCGUGAAGCGGACGUCCACCUCGACCACCUUCGUCAACGGGAAGAAGCUGAUGACGAAAAAGGUGUACGAGAACGGCACCGAGACGAUAAUGUCGUACGAGAACGAUGUACUAAAAUCAAAGACUGUAAACGGAGUCGCUCAAGCUCUUUCCAGCUACGGCCACUAAGAGCCCCGGACCGUGGGAGGAGGUCGACUCGUGCGGCGCUAGAACAAGAUAACUAGAAAACUAGACAGCAGCAGCAGUGGAUUAACCCAAUAUUCUAGUGGAAUGCAUAGCGACGAAGAGGGGAGCGAGCUUGAAUGUGCGGAAACGAUUUAGUGUACUAUCCUAGUGUGGAUCCUGUGCUGAAUGAAUGGCACACGUAUAGAGCAGAGCUAGCGUUCAUUUACUAUAAAUACCUAUUACAGAAACCUACUACUAAACUACUACUACUGUUACUCUUACAUCUAAAUGGAGAAAAUUAGUAACCAUAGACAGAUUCAACCCCAUUUAAAGCAGCGCAAGUUGCGAACCAAAUUCACAGAGAUAUGCACCAAAUCUAAACAGAUACAACAAAUUAUUCAAUAAACAGAAACAAAACAAAAAUCAGACAUGUAAUAACAGGAUACCGAGAGAACCACACUGCUGUAAUAAUAAUCAUUUCAUUUGUGUAAAAAAUAGUAGAUAAAGCAACACCUAGAAUCCGAAACACUACCACGGCGAAGCAUGCAACAAGAAAAAAAACUUACCUAAAACUAAAGACUUAGCUCUUAGGGGGAACCGAGAACGAGAGGACGCGAAGAAAAAAUCAAACGCUAUUUCACUACUAAACUAUUACACCGUUGAGAUGAGCUACAUAAACUAUACAUAUUGCAUAUAUACUAGAAGCAGCAGAGGCGAACAAAAAAAACAUAUUGUUCUAAUCCAGAGCCUGCUAAACAUCUUCCCAUAAAUGUGUAUAUGAAUAGAAAACAGUGUAUUUUUUUCAAAAAAACAGCUUGUAUUGUGUAUCAGAAGAAAACAUAAAAAAUCAUUUUCGAUCAUAUUUUAACGGUUAAACAUAGUGCAAAAUCGAAACGCAUAAGAAAUCAUAAUCAAAAAAAGGCUCAUGGCAAAGACAAACAUUAUUUUCUGGAACGGUAAUUAAAAAAAACAGUUAAAACAAUGAACACUGCUGAAAAAGAUGUCCUCAAGUUUCAGUUGCUCUAAAACGAACGAACUGUUCGAUCCUUUGUACAUUUUAUCCCCAUAGUUUUACAUUUAUUUGUAAUGUAGAACAAUUUAAUUUCAACUUAAUUAAAACGAAAUCUUAAAAACAAACGUUAACUCCGCGUAACAACUGCACCGAGGCACCACCCUCGUGAAAGCCAGUGCGGGAACGCUACAAAUGUUUUUCAUUUUACGAACUACGUUGUAGCCGCGACUUUCCAAAGAGGGUGUGCAGCCGAGCUAGGGUAGACUCGUCACUUCAAGCCACCACCAUCGUGUCGUGGUCGGGUGUUCUAAUAUGGAGCGCGCAGAGAAGGGCAGUAAACUAUUAAUAUAGCUUAAUUUAAUAAGUUUUUUUUUGCACCUUAGUUAUUGUUGGUUGUUUUUCCCUCACUAGAUGUAGUUGAACUUUGGAUGGGAUCUUGCCGAUUCCUGUUUUGGCUCAACAUCAGCCGACAAAUCCAAACGUUUUAUACGAUGUUCAUUUCCUGUUAAGAAGCUCUAUUGUAUACAAAGUAGAGGAAAGAGGAAAAAACAAACACAAAACCCCAAUUUUAUUGUGUAAGAAUUUCGUAAUGAGUGAAGACGCAGUAAUCAAUUCAAGUUAAGCAGCAUUGUAUUUUUUGUAGCGUAAUACUUAACCGGAAUAAUGCAAGCAAAACUCAAUAACAAAAGUGUAACAGCAACAAUUACAGUUAGAAGAAAAUCGAGCAGAAGAAAACACACAACCACAAUAACUCAACAAGAGAAAAACAACAAUAGCAUCAGCAAAGCGAUUAAAAGUCGGUUGCGGGCAGGCAACACACCAUUUAGCAGACGACUGUUGGAAAGAGGAAACAUUUAACGUUACACAAAUAAAAUGUAAAACGAGUAAAAACACAAGAAGCAAGUUUUAAGAAGCAUUAAAGAUUUCUAAACGGAGAGAAUAAA